AUGGUCGAAAAGGUUAUGCAACUGAGGUGUGAGUGCAACCAGUACCCGUGGGGAAAGCAGGGCUCAAAGUCGCUGGCGGCGACUUUGUGCGAGAAGACUCCAGGCACACAAUUCAAGAUUGACGAGAACACAAGUUACGCUGAGAUGUGGAUGGGCACAUAUCCCGAAUUACCUUCAUAUGUUCUAGAGACUGGCGAGGACCUCCAAAAAGUGCUCGACAGACACCCUGAUGAGCUUGUGGGAAAGACCACUGCCGAGAAGUUCAACCACACCAAGCUGCCAUAUCUGCCCAAGGUCUUGUCGAUAGCGAAGGCACUACCUCUGCAACUGCACCCAAACAAAGAAUUGGCUUCCAAGCUACACGCAAAGAACCCGGAUCAGUUCACCGACCCCAACCAUAAACCAGAGAUCGCGUUGGCUCUUGGCGACUUCGAGGCCUUCUGUGGCUUCAAGCAGCUGAAAGACAUCGAGCGCUUGAUGCAGCUACCACCACUCCAGGCCUUCCUUCCAGAAGUCAAGAAGCCUGAGUUCGACGACCAGACUCUGAAGCACGUUGUCAAGGAAAUGCUGCUGGCAUCCGAGGACGCUGUACGCAAAACCAACGACGCACUCAUGAAGAUCCCAAAGGAGCAAUUUGGCGAACAUAGCUACAUCCCAGACAUGAUCCCUCGCUUGGCUGAGCAGUACGACAAGGCCGACAACGGAACCCUUGUUGCUCUCAUCACCAUGAACUACCUCCAGCUCAAGGCUGGCGACAGCAUCUACAUUCCCGCCGACGGUAUCCACGCAUAUCUCUCCGGUGAUAUCAUCGAGUGCAUGGCCCGAUCAAACAACGUCUUGAACACUGGUUUCUGCCCACGCGCCGACCGCGACAACAUCGACAUGUUCUGCUCAAGUUUGACAUUCACACCACAUGAUGCCAAGGAGGCGAUCCUACCAGCAAAGCCUUUCGAUGGAAGCAAGAACGGCAAGACGCAGCUGUACGCGCCACCUCUAAGCGAAUUCAGCAUGCUAGCCACAACCAUGGGCGAUGGCGAUUCCGAGACGAUCCGGUCGCUCGGUGGACCAAGUGUCAUGAUCGUGACCGAAGGCGAGGGCACCAUGAAGGGCAACGGCAAGGAAUACAAGCUAAGCGCCGGCUACAUCUUCUUUGUCGCUCCAGGUGUAGAGCUAGAGUUCAAGGCCACGAGGCAGCUCAAGGCGUUUACCGCUUUCGUAGAGUAG
Alternaria conjuncta is the source of this 1224-nucleotide messenger RNA. RefSeq lists its product as uncharacterized. Gene Ontology annotation, cellular component: cytosol. NCBI's taxonomy places the organism in Eukaryota, Fungi, Ascomycota, Dothideomycetes, Pleosporales, Pleosporaceae. The record is from RefSeq and is a predicted model, not a curated record. Gene Ontology annotation, biological process: GDP-mannose biosynthetic process; carbohydrate metabolic process. The coding region runs from base 1 to 1224 and encodes 407 amino acids. Gene Ontology annotation, molecular function: mannose-6-phosphate isomerase activity; zinc ion binding. The transcript is spliced from 3 exons.